Paramormyrops kingsleyae is the source of this 6313-nucleotide messenger RNA. NCBI's taxonomy places the organism in Eukaryota, Metazoa, Chordata, Actinopteri, Osteoglossiformes, Mormyridae. The record is from RefSeq and is a predicted model, not a curated record.
UACCACAGAAAUUAACCAGCGAUCGUUUUGGGAAAUAGUUGGCCACGCAGCAUGCAGGAGAGCGCACCUUUUCAGGGAAGAGCGUUUAAAAAACCGAAUUUCGACGUUUAUUUGCAUGAUAUGACGGAGAUUAAGCGGUAGAAUUCGAAUCGUCCGCUAGCUAACAAUAUUGACAAACCAGUUAUCCCGUGGGGGGCUAGCUGGAUCAUUGUUUAUGUAAAAUUGACUUCGUCAGUUUGGAAAUUAUAUUUAACUAACUAGGCUGCUGGGACUGUUUUUCAACGAAAUAAGUAAUUGACGACUUUCUAAUUAUCUCUACCAGACCAUUAGUAGUUUUCAUUAUUUUGAACCGAUCGUUUAGCGGCUAAGCUACGUGGCUACCUAUGUAAACACAUGUUCGCCGGACAAUAUGUUAACCGGAAUGCCUAAGGAAAAAUAUGACCCGCCUGACCCUAGGCGGAUGUACACGAUAAUGUCGAGUGAGGAGGCAGCCAAUGGAAAGAAGUCGUACUGGGCCGAGCUUGAAAUCAGCGGUAGAGUGCGCAGCCUGAGCUCUGCGCUCUGGUCCCUUACACAUCUCACUGCCCUGCACAUCAGUGACAACUCUCUGUCACGCAUCCCACCUGACAUUGCCAAACUCCAUAACUUGGUAUACUUGGACCUUUCAUCCAACAAGAUCAGGAGCCUGCCAGCUGAACUCGGCAACAUGGUAUCUCUCAGGGAACUGCUUUUAAAUAACAACCAGUUGCGGGUUCUACCUUUCGAACUUGGGAAGCUGUUUCAGUUACAAACACUUGGCUUGAAAGGAAACCCACUUGCACAAGAAAUCAUGAGCCUCUAUCAGGAACCAGAUGGGACUCGUCGGUUACUAAACUACCUGCUGGAUAACCUUGCUGGCACCACCAAACGCAUCUCCACAGAGCAGCCUCCGCCCAGGUCCUGGAUCAUGCUGCAGGAGCCGGACAGGACGCGCCCCGCAGCGCUGUUUUCUGUCAUGUGCUACAACGUGCUCUGCGACAAGUACGCCACGCGUCAGCUUUACGGCUACUGCCCGUCGUGGGCGCUCAACUGGGAGUACAGGAAGAAGGCCAUCAUGCAGGAAAUCCUGAGCUGCUGCGCUGACAUCAUCAGCCUGCAGGAAGUUGAAACGGAACAGUACUAUAACUACUUUCUGGUAGAGCUGAAAGAGCACGGAUACGAGGGCUUCUUCAGCCCGAAGUCCAGAGCCAGGACCAUGUCCGAAUCGGACCGUAAGCAUGUGGAUGGGUGUGCAAUAUUCUUCAAAACUGAAAAGUUUGUCUUGGUGCAGAAACAUACUGUGGAGUUUAACCAGCUGGCCAUGGCUAAUUCGGAGGGUUCGGAAGCCAUGCUGAACCGGGUUAUGACCAAGGACAACAUUGGGGUUGCGGUGCUGCUCGAGAUUCGCAAGGAGAUGAUGGAGCAGACGGCUGGAAAACUGCAUGGGAUGGAGAAACAACUCCUCCUGGUGGCUAAUGCUCACAUGCACUGGGACCCGGAGUACUCCGACGUGAAGUUAGUCCAGACCAUGAUGUUCCUGUCGGAGAUCAAGAACAUCAUUGACAACACCACGAGAAGCCUCAAGUUGAACUCCAUCUCCGGUGAGACCAACGCCAUCCCCCUCGUGUUGUGCGCUGACCUCAACUCAUUGCCCGAUUCUGGUGUGGUGGAGUACCUGAGCACGGGAGGGGUGGACAGCACGCACAAGGACUUCAAAGAGCUUCGCUACGUUGACAGCCUGACCAACUUCAACUGCAACGGAAAGAAGGGCACACCCAACGGCAGAAUCACGCACGGCUUCAAGCUGAAGAGCGCCUACGAGAACGGCCUCAUGCCUUACACCAACUACACCUUCGACUUCAAGGGUGUCAUUGAUUACAUCUUCUACUCUCAGCCUCUGCUCAAUGUGUUGGGAGUCUUGGGGCCAGUGGAUCCAAACUGGCUUGAGAACAAUGUCAGCGGUUGCCCACAUUCUCAUAUCCCCUCUGAUCACUUCUCCCUAUUUGCACAGCUGGAGCUAGUUCUGCCCUAUACGCCACCAGUCAAUGGAAUCCACCUGCAAGGCCGCAGGUAGUCUUCCGAGCCACUGGAGGGAGCUAAUUCUCCCCAAGCGCUUUUCUGUAAAUUUUUGAAGAAAUACAUAAUCUGUAUAAUAAUAUGAUCAGAGAAGUGAGGUAUGGCCAACAGGGAUUUUUCUCUUUUUGUAAUGGUUUUUAAUAGAUUUUAAUUGACGCUAAAGUCAAUGCUGGUAAUACUUUUACCAUUUUCAGGCGCAAUGUAAUGAUCUGGACUCGUAGAUACUUUUUACACUCUCCCCACUGUUACUGCGACGAUACCCAUCGAAGUUAAUAUUUACGUUCUCUAUCAGCGGUCCACAGUUAAAAUUCUCUAUUGAUGAAUGCAGUGAUUUCACAGGUGGAAGAACUCAGGACCACACAGGCAUCAUAACACACACAGGGAAGAGAGUGCACCAUCCAUAGCUAUCCAAAUCCAAGCUAGUUUUCCGGCUGUGUUAAAAAUCCUCACCUUUUCGUUUUGCCUUUAUUUGCCAUGAACCCCCCCCUUUUUUUUGCGCACAGUAAUACCCUCCUGUGUCACGCAUUGUUCGUUUUAAGAGGCGGACUUGUUAGCGAAGGAGAGAGCCGGCCAAACUUGCUUUACACUCUAUGGUGCUGAAACCAACCAACCCUCCUGUUGCUACAAGUCCCGCCCCCCCCCCCCCCCCCCCCUUUUUAAUUUUAAACCUCAUAUUGCCAUUGUAUAGCAGUAGUAUGUUAUACGUCUACUGGCUCUUAAAGCCAUACUGCUUGUUUUUUUUGUGGUGAUUGUAAUCACAAAAACCCCUUAAUUCUGACUUCUAGGAGCUCUGCAGCUUAAUUUAUUCAGCUGAAUUUAAUGUCUUUCAAAUAUUUCAGUCUUUUGUUUUACAGCGUUGUUUUCUUCUCUCUUCAAACGGUGGGAAUGAAGUUGGCCGCUCUGUAGCCCCUCUCCUUUACAGAGUUUUUUUUUUUUAUUUUAUUUUUUUUAAUCGUCGGUCGAUUUAAGCAAUUGGGCUGUAGCGCCACCUUGUGGACUGGGGUGGAGGGAGUCGACUGAGGGCACAAGACAAGGGAAGGUUCCCUCCUAAGGGCGCGAAUGAUGUCCCGGCCAAGCCCGACGGCCCUCUCUGCUGCAGUAGCUCUCCAGUGCCCUUUGCAGGGACCAAGGGGGUGAUUGACUGUCGACUCUUGGAGGUCUUAGUGUGGCAUUACAGCUGCCAUCGGCACCAGCGUACACACACACACACACACACACACACACACACACACACACACACACACUUAGACUUAGCUGCCAGUAGUGACCUUCACAACCAUACCUUCAUGUUUCAUUGUAGGGGUUUUUCAUACAAGUAUUUAUAAUAUUGAAAUUUGGAAUUAGCGUUUACAUGAUUGUAUAUGAACUGCAAACGACCUGAUUUAUUGCAUUUUUGUACUUGGAAUUCUAAUAAUCAGAUUUGGGGAAAAAAAGAUUGUAUUGUGAACUAAAUUUAUAUCAGUUUUAACGUGUUUAAAGACACGACCAGCUUGUACAAAAGACUUUUUAAGAAAAGAAAAAAAAAAAUCAAAGAAAAAAAUUGUUCCUGUAAUCGCUGCUACCGUUUGCACUCCCAUGGGUUCCGUUCCUUAGAUGUACUACAGUGGUGUUUAUUUCCAAAAUGUUGCACUCUAGGCAGAUUCUGACAGCACUUCAGGAGUCCAUCUGCUCGUUCAGGCAGCUUCCGCCAACAUGCCCCGAGUCACCCCCCCCCCCCUCGGGGCGUAUGAAAUAGCGAGGGAAGUACCCCGCCCCCCAUGCUUUCGGCUCUCUGGAGAACGGACCCCCCCUGUAGGUCUUGGGAAAGAUGUGUGGAGGAGACCGGACGCUGAAGGGAGAGUUUUUUUCUUUAAAAAAAAAAAAAAAAUGCAUUGUGCCUCAACGAUUCUGUUGGUCACAUCGGUUGUGCAAUCGUCUGACAGCUGUGCAGCUCUUCAGAAUUAUUAGUUUUUUUUAGGAUUCUGUCCAGUUCAAUAUCUGCUGUGGAAGUUAAUAUUGUUGUUUCUGGUCUCCUUGUGGGUUUACGGAGUUCUGUAGUAAUCAGUGACUCAUUAAUCGUUGGGAUCUGUCUGAUUUCUAUCAAAUCAUACUAUCAGUGCCCUUGCAUUUGCAUGCUGCUCUGCCUCCCAGAGAAUCAUCCUUCCUUGGUCUCAUUAAUAACCAGUUUAGCUGUAUAGGGCCACUUCCUCUUCCUUAACUCAGGCAGUUCUCUCAUCUUUGUUUUAGGUCUUUCCCAAGCGCUAGACCAUGGGUAUAUAUUUUAUUUUCUCUUCCUGCCUACAGUGCCAUCUGUUGCAUACUGUUAUGAAGCCAAGAUGUAAGCUAAUCUGUUACUGUAACUUAGCUUUUUGUUGUUUGUUUUUUUUUUUGUGGGCUUUAAGAAAAGAGCACAGCCUAGCUUGUCGAUUUCCAAUACCACUGAGUUCUGGUACAAUUGGCCAUGUCGUUGGAAAAAGGGGAAAUAAUUCCCAAGGUUUUUAAUUGGAAAUUGAUUGACAAGCACUUAAAGCUGGUAACGAGUGCAGCUACUACCUAAAAUCGACUAUUACAGCUUUUAAAUAUGUGCUGUUGUACAAACCAAUUUUAAUUUAAUAGAUUUUAACUUUCCAAAGGAAGAGAUACAGUGAAGUGAUAGGUCUGAGAUGUCCUCUUUACCCAGAGCCUGCUCUUAUCUAUUUAAAAUUUCCUUUUCACUUGUUUCUGUUGAACAAAGUGUCCAGUUGAUUAUAUUGAAUUGCUGACUAUUGUAGUUGAUUAAAACAGCCUUUUUUUUUGUUUUUGUAAAGUGUGAAUAAACGUUGUAUCUCAUUUUCUUUCUUUGAAAUGAAUCUUGUUGUUCAGUGUGUAUAUCAUGAUUAUCCUGUGGUUGAAUGAUUUCAUCUUUUCUUUAACCCAUCGUUUUCCAUGAUGCACAGACCAAAUUCUUUUAUAAAAGUUUCAUAAAUGCAAUGAAUUAUGGGUUUAUGGUUUCUUAUCUGAGAAUCGGAGUCCUUGUUUCCAUGUUACCAUUGAAAAUGCAGUCGGACACAUGAGUGAUUGCCACCACAUAGGAAAUGUCAUCUCCGCUUGUCAAUCUGAAGGCAUUAGACUGUACUGCCCCCGCCCUCCCCCAUGUAGCAUAGGCACAGAGCCGCUUUCACUGUUUUGGUAAACGCUUUAGUGAAUGGAUCCCUUGUAAAGUGAUGUGACGUUUUUUUUUUUUGAAAGCACAGCUUGUAAUGGCUGCAUUGGAAUUUGGGUCUCCUGUCACUUCUGAGGUGUGUCGGUCCAUGCUUUCGCCCCACCCCCAAACAAAUCCAAUCUUGUAGGUCUCCAGCUAUGGCUGUAGGUGCAAAGGGCAAGUCAGUCAUGGUGGACAUUCUAGUUACGAUCAACCGCUUGCACGUACACAUAAGACUACCUUCCCCUCUGAACUCGAUGUUUUAUAUUUGUGGUACUUUCCUAGUCUGUAUUUGCACUCUGAUCAUCAGUGAGGCUGUUUUAAGGCUCGACUAUUUUGUUUGGGUAGCCCCGCCCCCAUCCUACUUUUGCUCGUCGCUCAUUGGCCAGUUGCAUCCGUGUUACGUGCGUGUUCAGGUUUCUAGCUGCUGCUUAAAAGUAAUAGCGGGAAAAAUAUUCUGCCGUUUUAAUGUCAGUGGGGGAAAACAAUGCGGAUCUCCUUGUUGGUAUUGGGUUAUUGUAAUCUUUAAGGGUCAUUGCGGUCUGGUAAUAUGAUGUCAAUUUUGGAAGAAGCUAAAGUUGAAAACGACGUUUUUUAGACCCUACUAUCUUACAGCAGUUUCCGCUGAACUCAUCUUCUGUCCCAUUUCCUCAUCCGCUUGGUUAUAACUUUCAUGUAGUAGUUGUGCAGCAAACAGGACUGUAGCUGCCCGUAUGCGUGUGUAUAAAUAUAUAUAAAUAUAUAUAUAUAUAAAUAUAUUGACUGUCAUAUGUGAAUGCACUGGACCAACUCUUGUUUACCAUUCAUUAAAUACCAGCAAAACACUUGCACAAUGUUUUACGAAUGUUAAUAUAGACAUAGGCAGCUGUUUUUAAAUCAUUACUAGGAACUAUUAAAAAUGCCUAAUGGUAAACAAGGAUUUUUCAAUUUUACUGUUGUCCUUAUGUCUUGGUUACCUUUUCGAUUAGUUUGUUUUUAACAGGGUCUGCUUGUUUCCUUUACACCUAUGUAUUUUUCCUACUUAUGGUUGAAAAUAAAUUCUAUAUCUGUUUCAGUCAA